GUCGCCCUGCGGUGGACAGUUUAUGUGUUGAGAUGUGAGGUCGACCACGCCGACGUGUUUUUGUUGUCUUAACUCACUUCUUAUCAGAGCCUGCGGGUCGAGGUUUGGACCGUCAGUGCAGCAGCAGCAGCAGCAGCACUCGGCUAGGCCUGAAUCCAUCUCGCAAACACUUAUGGACUUUGAAAAACAAGCCUAACAGUCCCCGGAAUCGCGUGUGAAUGGAGCAGUGUGCGAGUACGGCCUCCCUGCUGGCCUCGGUGCGGGAGCAGGAGAGGCAGUUUGAGAUGCUGAGCCGAGCUCUGGAGGAGGAGCGGAGGUCGUGUGCCGGCACCCUGCCCCGCCCCCUCCCCAACAUGCAGAACGGUCGCAUUCCUUGUGAUGCAGACAUAGAGAGGCUGACACUGAACGAGGGUUACAUCAACGGGACACAUCAUUUCAGGAUGGAGCCUGGCCAAGUGGUGCAGGAGACCUACACGGUGGAGGAAGACCCCCAGGAGUUGCCACCUGUUGUCUCUGUGGAGACCACUGAAGAUGGGACCACGCGGCGAACAGAAACCACGGUUAAGAAAGUAGUGAAGACAACCACCACUCGCACAGUCAUCCCCUCCGUGUCAGACACCCUUUCUCUGGACGGUGGGGGUUCAGUGACCGGUAUGGGGGGUUACACUACACCCAUGGACCGGGUCUACAGGCAGGUUCCCGGAGGUGGCAUGCCAAUGGACUACCCCACUCACACUGUGCCCCGCAACUACCACUAUGGACCGCCAGGGGGCUAUGAUGACUACCGCACUGGGCCCCCAUCUGAUACCUACACAAGCCUCAGCAGGGGAGCUCGCAUGGAUGAUCGCUACAGACCGGUUCAUCCAGAUGGUUACAGAACUCUGGAUCCAAGCUACCGAGCCCACAGCAGGAACCAGCUAGACCCCUAUGCUGCUCAGCCACAGGUUGGGCGUAUGGGAAGUGCAUUGGAGCUGUCCUCCAUCCCAAGGUUUGUCCCAGAGCCGUACGGUUUGGAGGAUGAUCAGCGCAGCAUAGGUUAUGAUGAGCCUGACUAUGGCAUGGGACACCCAAUGCACUACAGCACCGUGCCCCGCAACCACCAUGCAUUUGCCCAUGGGCCACCACGCAGGGCUGGGAGUUACGAGGGCACCUUGGACGGUGACAUGAGCGGUCCAGGGGACAUGUACUAUUGGGAAAGAGGAGCACCGCUGGCCCAGGGUGAAAGAGGUAGCAUGGCUUCAUUGGACAGCACUCUAAGGAAAGGUCCGGGCCCCAGUGGUUGGCGUCAACCUGAGCUGCCAGAGGUCAUCGCCAUGCUGAACUACAGGCUAGACCCCGUCAGGAGCAACGCAGCUGCGUACCUGCAGCAUCUCACCUAUAAGAAUGAUAAAGUGAAGUCUGAUGUGCGUCGUCUGAAAGGCAUCCCAGCGUUGGUCUCUAUGCUUGACAACCCAAACAAAGAGGUUCACUAUGCAGCCUGUGGAGCACUAAAGAACAUCUCGUAUGGCAAAGAUCCAGACAACAAGAUCGCCAUCAAGAACUGUGACGGAGUGCCGGCUCUGGUCAGGCUGCUGAGGAAGACCCACGACCAGGACCUCACUGACACCAUCACAGGGACGCUGUGGAACCUGUCGUCUCACGACUCAGUGAAAAUGGAGAUUGUGGACCAUGCACUGCACGCCCUCUGUGAUGAAGUGAUGGUGCCCCAUUCAGGCUGGGAGCGAGGGAGCAAUGGAGCAGGAGGAAGGGAGGAAAACUGCAAGCCCAGACAUCUUGAGUGGGAGACGGCCCUCACCAACACAGCAGGCUGCCUGAGAAAUGUGAGUUCAGAGCGAAGUGAGGCGAGGAGGAAGCUGAGGGAGUGCACAGGAUUGGUGGAUUCACUCAUGUACAUCGUCCAAUCCCAGAUUGAUUGUAAAGACGUCGACAAUAAGCUGUUAGAGAACAGCAUGUGUCUGCUGAGGAACUUGUCCUAUCAGGUGCAUCGUGAAAUCCCCGGCUAUGAGCGCUACCAGGAGACCGUGCCCCUCAACCAGGGCACCGGCCCCUCCGGCCAGAAGGGCGGCUGCUUUAGCUCCCGCAAGAACAAAGAUGAGUGGUUUUCCAAAGGUAGGAAAGAUGAUGAUGGAGCUGCAGACACAAUAGACAUUCCAAAGAGGACCACACCUGCUAAAGGCUAUGAGCUGCUGUUCCAGCCGGAGGUGGUCCGUAUCUACAAUUCUCUGCUAAAGGAGUCCAAGAACCCCACCGUGCUGGAAGCCUCAGCCGGAGCUGUUCAGAACCUGUGUGCCGGACGCUGGACUUAUGGGCGAUACAUCCGUGCCUUGCUGCGCCUCGAGAAGGGUCUACCCAUGAUAACGGAGCUGCUGGCCCACGGCAACGACCGCGUGGUCCGCGCCAUGUCUGGAGCCCUCCGCAACCUAGCCAUCGACGCUCGCAACAGAGAUCUUCUAGGUAAACAUGCAGUGCCUCACCUGGUGGCCAACCUGCCUGGCGGCGGUCAGAGUCAACCGGUGCGAGCACUUUCUGAAGAGACGGUGGUGUCUGUAUUGAGCACGCUCCAGGAGGUGCUGGGCUCCAGCCUGGAAGCAGCCAAGACCCUCAGGGCCUCACAGGGGGUCGAGAGACUGGUGCUCAUUAACAAGGACGGGAAUCGCUCUGACCGGGAGGUGCGUGGGGCCGGCCUGGUGCUGCAGACAAUGUGGGGGUGCAAGGAGCUGCGGCGCACUUUAGAGAAGGACGGCUGGAAGAAGUCCGACUUCAUGGUCAACCUAAACCCUCCCAGCAACACCACCAGGGCCAACGGAGGAUAUGAGGACAGCACUCUGCCUCUCAUAGACAGAGGGGGCGGCAAAGGGGACCGGGAAAUGAUUCCAAUGAAUGACUUGGGACCAGAUGCUUACUCCACACUGGACCAGAGAGCAAGAAGGAACACUCUGGAUAACACGCUCGAACCUGCUGACAAAGAUGCCGUACAGGGAGGGAUGUAUGGGGAGAGGCAGGCCUCUUUGCCUCUCAUGGAUUCUUACGAUGGUUAGGCUACACCCACUGUCACUGCAUGUCGGCGCAUGAAAAACUGAUUGUGUGCAUCACAAGACGACAGCCUCCUCCCACGUACUGCCCUUGCUGAACUGACAAUGGGGGACCACUACACUACCGAUGGGACUAAAGCCCAUCUUUAACUUCUGUCCCCCUUCACUCUUUUGCAGCUUCUCUUCUUUCCCUCUCUCUGUUACAUUCCUCCAUUGCAGCUGACAAACUAAUGAAACCACAUGGGGGAACAAGUGACAGGGAUCUACGCUCCCUGUGGACAAACCGGACGAGACACUAUGACCACUUUGUGCUUUGCGAGUCCCUGAACUCCAAAACGCUAACCACUCGAUCAGAUACUGUGGCCACAUCACUACAUCUCCACAAAACACUACGACUUGCCUGGACAACACUAAUUCUGUCUUCGAUUAUAAGCAGACUAUGGCUUCAUUUGAGAACUUUUCUAUUUCUUGGAGGUCGGAGCUACGACUAAUUAAGCUAAUUAGAAAGAUCAGACCUGUCGGGAUCAGAACGAGACGUUUUACAUAAAUAAAUUUUACAUAAAUGGCUAUUACACUAUGUUUUGACAAAAUAGAGGGAAUGUCUAAUUUUUUUCCUCUUAUAUUUAACUACUACAAAAAAUUUCCUACCACUAAGAACCAGUUUAAUGAUCUAAUCAGAUGUGUAAAGCUUCUGCGUGCUUGUUCCUCUUCUUGCUUUGCUUUGUACCACAGUAUUGUACCUGUGCCAAAUGAUUCUGCUACUGCCAGUACUGAACGCAAGACCCUCCCACACAGACUCUUUACAGCAUCUACACUGAAAACUGUCAUCUUUGUUUUGUGCGCAGUUUGUAUCGUUGACAGUCCAUUGGGAAAAUGCAUUUUCUGUUUCUGAUUGUGAAGAUAGAUAGAAAAGGGCGGAGGUCCUAGUGUGGAUGUUCCCACAGACAGAAGUGGAGCAGACAAAUUAUUCUCCAUCUCGUUGACAGACAGUGUAAUCUGUCCUGUUUCUAAAGUCAUGUUUCUGUUAAAUGUAACUUUGUAAUCCUUGGGAGAUCUUCGAAGAUUCAGUGGGUGCAUUUCCUUUUUACCUGCAGGUCUGUAAUCUUAUGAAUGUGUACAUACAAGACUCGUCUCUAAUAGCAUCUGUGUGGGCUAACUGGAGUGCCUCUCUCAUUCAGGACAGGUCUGAUGAGUUUGUCCCACGUGACAUAGGUAACCAAUCAAGGUCUUUUUUUUCAGCAUGUUACUAGUUGGGUGAUAAUGUAUAUGGAACUCAACAGUUUUCUAUUCUGCAAGAUAAUUGAAUAUGUGAACUUGUAUGUAAGAGUUGAUUCCUGUUGUUGGGAUUGGUUUUUUUAUAAAAAGGUAUAAAACUCUUGAGUUCUGUAUAAUGUACUGCUUCAUAGCCUACCGACUUUAACACUACAGAACAGUACAUGGGAGAAGACACAGUAUUGUAUGUUUUGCCCGCAUUUCUUUAAAACAGCGCUUGUUCUGUAGAAGAAUGCAUAUUAGUGCCGAGUGAGAUGUAGAUACUUACUGAGUGGAUGAUUAAAAGAAGCACUAGGGGGUAUAAUGUGUUUCUGUUCUUUUUUUUUUUUUUACCUUUCCUUUGUUUUCCAUACCGAAUUGAAACUGACAGAGGAUGCCUCAUUUUCUCAAAGUAACAAGUUGCCUUCAAGAGAGGACUGACCAAUAAAGGAGAGCAAGGGUUUGUGGUAGAAUAUCUCUGGAGGCAUAGACCAGAAAUUGCUAUUAGAUAAAGUGGAGAAAAGCACAUUUAAACUAUAUAAGAGAAUAUUUGUUAAUUUUAAUGGUUUAUGUAUUUCUUUUUUUAUAUUGAUUUGGGUUUAAUUGUAUUUGGGUGCUCUGGGUGAACGCAUAUGCAAUCAGUUUAUGUUUUGAAUUAAAACAUUCACUUUGUCUUGAUUAAAUGCAAACCAAGUUAGCUAAACAAAAUCCUCCAUCGCUGUCCUCAGAUACUGGAACACUAAUGGUAAAAUCUGAUUCUGGACUACACCUUAAUCUCUUUGCCUUGGCUCUUAAAAGUUGCACAUUCUCAUUUAUGGAUGACUUAUGUAACUAGCAAUACUGUUUUUAAUAAAAAAAAAAA
Micropterus salmoides (largemouth bass) is the source of this 5145-nucleotide messenger RNA. RefSeq names its product catenin (cadherin-associated protein), delta 1 (gene ctnnd1). The record is from RefSeq and is a predicted model, not a curated record. Gene Ontology annotation, cellular component: cytoplasm; nucleus; plasma membrane. The transcript has 23 exons. NCBI's taxonomy places the organism in Eukaryota, Metazoa, Chordata, Actinopteri, Centrarchiformes, Centrarchidae. Gene Ontology annotation, biological process: cell-cell junction assembly; cell-cell adhesion. Gene Ontology annotation, molecular function: cadherin binding. Bases 219 to 3038 code for a protein of 939 amino acids.